GUGGGAUCUGCCGCUGCACCCUCAUCCCGGGGAGCGCCCGGAGAGCACUUUUCCCCUUACUUCAGGAGUGUUUGUGGAUUUACAUGCCAAGCCUUCAAGAUGAUGUCCAUGAACAGCAAACAGCCGCAUUUUGCCAUGCAUCCCACCCUACCUGAACACAAGUACCCCUCGCUGCACUCCAGCUCGGAAGCAAUAAGAAGAGCCUGUCUACCAACUCCACCGUUGCAGAGCAAUAUCUUCGCCAGCCUAGAUGAGACCCUGCUGGCCCGGGCCGAGGCUCUGGCGGCCGUCGACAUCGCCGUGUCCCAGGGCAAGAGCCACCCCUUCAAGCCAGACGCCACCUACCACACCAUGAACAGCGUGCCGUGCACCUCCACCUCCACCGUGCCGCUGGCGCACCACCACCACCACCACCACCAUCACCACCAGGCGCUGGAGCCCGGGGACCUGCUGGACCACAUCACCUCUCCGUCGCUGGCGCUCAUGGCCGGCGGCGGGGGGCACGAAGGGGCCGGCGGGGGCGGAGGCGGCGGCGGCGGAGGAGGGGGAGGCGGCGGAGGCGGCGGCGGCGGGGGCGGCUUGAUCUCCACCUCGGCCCAUCCCCACUCGCACAUGCACGGCCUGGGCCACCUGUCGCACCCGGCCGCCAUGAACAUGCCCUCGGGCCUGCCCCACCCGGGGCUGGUGGCCGCUCACCACGGCGCGGCGGGGCAGGUGGCCUCGGCGGUGGUGGGGGCGGCCGGCCUGGCCUCCAUCUGCGACUCGGACACGGACCCCCGGGAGCUGGAGGCCUUCGCCGAGCGCUUCAAGCAGCGGCGGAUCAAGCUGGGCGUGACCCAGGCCGACGUGGGCUCGGCCCUGGCCAACCUGAAGAUCCCCGGCGUGGGCUCGCUGAGCCAGAGCACCAUCUGCCGCUUCGAGUCGCUCACCCUGUCCCACAACAACAUGAUCGCGCUCAAGCCCAUCCUGCAGGCCUGGCUGGAGGAGGCCGAGGGCGCCCAGCGCGAGAAAAUGAACAAGCCCGAGCUCUUCAACGGGGGCGAGAAGAAGCGCAAGCGGACUUCCAUCGCCGCCCCGGAGAAGCGCUCCCUGGAGGCGUACUUCGCCGUGCAGCCCCGGCCCUCCUCCGAGAAGAUCGCCGCCAUCGCCGAGAAAUUGGACCUGAAAAAGAACGUGGUGCGGGUUUGGUUUUGCAACCAGAGACAGAAGCAAAAAAGGAUGAAAUUUUCCGCCACCUACUAA
Gopherus flavomarginatus (Mexican gopher tortoise) is the source of this 1242-nucleotide messenger RNA. RefSeq names its product POU class 4 homeobox 1 (gene POU4F1). Lineage: Eukaryota; Metazoa; Chordata; Testudines; Testudinidae. Bases 100 to 1242 code for a protein of 380 amino acids. The transcript has 2 exons. The record is from RefSeq and is a predicted model, not a curated record. Gene Ontology annotation, biological process: regulation of transcription by RNA polymerase II. Gene Ontology annotation, molecular function: DNA-binding transcription factor activity, RNA polymerase II-specific; RNA polymerase II cis-regulatory region sequence-specific DNA binding.